AUGUGGCAGUUCAUAAGGUCACGAAUACUUACGGUGAUAAUCUUCAUAGGAGCUGCUCACGGAAUACUGGUUGUGGGCCCCAAAUUCAUUCGGGCCAACCAGGAUUACACGGUUGUGAUCAGUAACUUCAACUCGAAUGUGAGCAAAGUGGACCUGAUGCUACGGAUGGAAGGCCGAUCCAAUGAUGGCAGAAGUGUGCUGAACUUAACGACUACGGUUGAUGUGCAACGAAACACGAACGGGAGGAUCACUUUCAAUAUGCCUGCGAACUUAUCAGCUGGAAUUUACAAAAUCAUCGUUGACGGGCAACGUGGCUUUAGCUUUCAUAAGGAAGCCGAGUUGGUACACCUUAGCAAAACCAUAACCGGUUUAAUACAGAUCGAUAAGCCCGUGUACAAACCGGGCGAUACGGUAAAAUUUCGUGUGAUUGUGCUGGACUCUGAGCUGAAGCCUCCUGCACGGGUAAAAUCAAUUCAGGUGACAAUCCGUGAUCCUCGGACAAAUGAGAUCCGAAAGUGGUCGACGGCCAAACUGUACGCUGGAGUGUUCGAGGGUGAUCUUCAGAUCGCGCCUACUCCAAUGCUCGGAAUAUGGAGCAUCUCGGUAAAGUUGGACGGAGAAGAACUCGUAUCAAAAACGUUCGAGGUGAAGGAGUACGUGUUGUCCUCUUUUGACGUAGAGGUGAUACCGUCCGUCGUUCCUCUGGAGAAGCAUCAAGGAUUGACUCUGACGAUAGAUGCUAACUACCACUUUGGCAAACCGGUAAAGGGAAUUGCUAAGUUUAAGGUGUACUUGAUAAACGGUAUCCUGGACCGGGAGAAUGUGUUCGAAGUGUAUGGGAAGAGGCAGGUGCAGCUACAAUUCAAGGAUUACUUCCAAAUGCAGGAAUAUCGGCAAGAUGUGAUCGUAAAUACGACAUUCAUCGAGCAUGCUACAAAUCGCACUGUCGUGAAGCAAUCCGACAUCACGGUGUACAAAUAUAUGUACAGUGUGGAAUUGAUUAAGGAAAGUCCACAAUUUCGCUCAGGACAUCCAUUUAAGUGUGCGCUUCAGUUCCGAUACCACGAUGGAACACCUGCUAAAGGUAUCACCGGGAAGGUGGAAGUAUUGGAAAUUGAUUACGAAAAACGUCUCACUAGUGACGACGAAGGUUUGAUCAAACUCGAACUAAAUCCAAGCGACAAUACAACACAGAUGGAAGUAGUCUGCUCUACUGGGGACAAUAUAAAUUUAUUAAGCGAAAUAGUACACAGAGUGGAUGUGGUGACGAAUGUGUACCUCAAACUGGAAUUAAGAUCUGCAAUACAAUCAAAUAGUAUUUUGCAGUUUAUGGUUACGUGCAACGAACGCAUGUCAUUCUUCGUGUACUACAUAGUGUCGAAGGGCAAUAUAAUUGAUUCCGGUUACAUGAGGCUGAACAGUCAGAAAAAAUUUUUAUUAAAAUUGCAGGCCACACAGGAGAUGCUUCCAAAGACGAAACUUAUUGUAGCGACUGUAGCGAGCCGUACUGUAGUAUACGAUGAAAUGACCAUCGAUUUCAAAACACUUCGUAACAAUUUCGAAUUGAACAUCGAUGAGGCAGAAAUUAAACCGGGCGGACAAAUUGUACUUCGCAUGUCUGGGCGACCAGGAGCGUACGUAGGAUUGGCGGCUUACGAUAAAGCUCUACUCUACUACAAUUCGAACCACGACGUUUUUUGGGAGGAUGUUAUGCGCGAGUUUGAUGGAUUUCAUAAGAACGAUGAAAACGAGUUUGACAAGUUUCAUAGUAUGGGACUGUUUGGUAUGACGUUAGCUGGUAUCCAGUUUGAAGGGGCCAAUGACAAGUCGGCACGUGAUGGUCUACAGGCAAAAAAUCCCAUCACCAGACUGGUCCCGUACAGGACAAACUUUCUAGAAUCGUGGUUAUGGCAGAAUGUGACUAUUGGAUGGUCCGGAAUGGAAGAAUUAAUCGAGUAUGUGCCAGGUACGACCACCUCCUGGUACUUGACGGGAUUCUCUAUUGAUCCGGUGCACGGCUUUGGUAUUAUUAAAAAACCGAUCCAGUUCACAACGGUUCAACCGUUCUACAUCGUGGAGAGUCUACCGUACUCCAUCAAACGAGGCGAAGCGGUCGUGUUGCAGUUUACAUUGUUUAACGAUCUUGGAGCAGAGUACAUCGUGGACGUGACACUAUUCAAUGUGGCCAAUCAGAUAGAAUUCAUAGGACGACCUCUGGAAGAUAAAAGCUAUACCAAAUCCGUACUGGUUCCUUCGAAGGUUGGUGUACCGGUCUCAUUUCUGGUAAAGGCACGAAAGCUCGGAGAGAUGGUGGUACACGUGACGGCCUCCACAAUGCUUGGAUAUGAAGCGGACGCACUCGAGAAGGUGGUUCGAGUUAUGCCAGAAAGUUUGGUACAGCCAAAUAUACAAUCCCGGUUCUUCUGCUUUGAUUCAUACACCAAUCAAACGUUCUCCAUGAAUUUGAACAUUAACAAAAUGGCAGACAAUGGUUCUAGAAAGAUCGAGUUCCGACUGACUCCCAAUCUGCUUACCACUGUAAUCGACAACUUAGACAAUCUGCUUGCCGUGCCAUUGGGUAGUGGAGAGCAUAAUAUGGUAAAGUUUGUACCGAACAUCGUUGUGCUCGACUACUUGCAUGCUAUUGGCUCGAAGGAACAGAGUCUGCUCGAUAAAGCUACAAAUCUGCUGCGCCUAGGCUAUCAAAAUCAGAUGCGCUAUCGUCAGAUUGACGGUUCGUUUGGUGUGUGGCAAAAUACUAUUGGUAGCGUGUUUCUUACCGCCUUCGUUGCAAAGUCAAUGCAAACGGCGUCGAAGUACAUCGAUGUGGAUACGGCUAUGGUCGAGAAGGCAUACGAUUGGCUUGCUUCCAAGCAACACAGCUCGGGAAAGUUCGAUGAGGUCGGGUCCGUAAUCCAUCAAGAUAUGCAAGGCGGUUUGCGUAACGGCAUUGCACUGACAUCUUACGUACUGAUAGCGCUCCUAGAACAUGAGAACGCCAAAGUGAAGCACGCGGUAGUGAUUCAAAGGGCAAUGAGCUACUUAAGCGACCGCGUGGAGAACAUAGAACAUCCCUACGAUCUGUCCAUAGCGACCUAUGCGUUGAUGUUGAAUGGGCACAGCAAGAAGAAAACGGCACUUGAAAAGCUUGUGGGAAUGGCAGUUCCCUUGAAUAAAGAUGGAGAGCGGUACUGGAACACGGCAAAUAGCAUCGAGACUACCGCUUAUGCUUUGCUGUCUUUUGUCAUGGCGGAAAAAUAUGCGGAAGGUAUUCCGCUGAUGCGCUGGUUGGUGAACCAACGCUACGUUACCGGAAGCUUCCCGCGCACUCAAGACACCUUCGUGGGACUGAAGGCACUGACCAAGUUGGCGGAAAAAAUCUCCCCCUCACGAAACGAAUACACCGUACAGCUGAAGGGUACAAAGCCAACCCAAUCAAAACGAAUAACAACAAUAACGGAACAUUUGCGCAUAAACUCCGGAAAGAUCUACCUGCAUAACAAUAAAACCAUACCGGGGGACACACAGACUUUAGAUGUCAAUGUUGCUGGUAUCGGGUUCGGAAUGUUUGACGUGAUUUAUGAAUACAGUUUAAAUCUUAAAAAUUUCAAAAAGCAAUUUAAUUUGAAGCUUAAGCCACAAAACACGGGCUCCAACUAUAAGUUAUCCCUGGAGGUGUGCGUCAACUUCAUACCGGUUUUGGCCUAUACUCGAUCAAACUUGGCAACGGUCGAGGUGAACUUACCCAGCGGGUACGUUGUCGAUCGGAAUCCGAUCAGUGAACAGACUACCGUGGAUCCGAUUCAGAACAUCGAGAUUAGAUACGGCGGUACAUCCGUUGUCGUGUAUUACAACAACAUGGGCAACGAACCGAACUGCUUCACCGUGACUGCUUACAGACGGUUCACGGUGGUACUGAGACGUCCAGCAUACGUGAUCGUGUACGAUUCUGUCAACUCAAAUCACAAUGCCAUUGAACAGUACGAAGUGGACAACCAGAAUAUUUGUGAAAUCUGCGACAAAGGUGAUUGCCCAAUGGACUGCAAUAAUCCGUAA
Molecule: messenger RNA, 4056 nt
Organism: Anopheles moucheti
Lineage: Eukaryota; Metazoa; Arthropoda; Insecta; Diptera; Culicidae
Product: thioester-containing protein 1 allele S3-like
Exons: 12
Coding region: 1-4056 (1351 amino acids)
Cellular component (GO): extracellular region
Molecular function (GO): endopeptidase inhibitor activity
Source: RefSeq, a predicted model, not a curated record